GCGAGAAGGAUGGGCUCCAUUGAAGAAGAAUCACCUCUCAUCGAAGAAGGUUUAAUCUCACAGGAACCAAAACUGUAUGCUGAAGAUGGUUCAGUGGACUUUCAUGGAGACCCACCAUUGAAGGAGAAAACAGGCAACUGGAAAGCUUGUCCUUUCAUUUUAGGUAAUGAAUGCUGCGAGAGACUAGCUUACUAUGGUAUUGCUGGGAAUCUAAUCACUUACCUCACCACUAAACUACACCAAGGAAACGUUUCCGCUGCUAGAAACGUCACCACAUGGCAAGGCACUUGUUAUCUCACCCCUCUCAUUGGAGCUGUCUUAGCCGAUGCUUACUGGGGCAGAUACUGGACCAUCGCUUGUUUCUCCGGCAUUUACUUCAUCGGGAUGUCUGCACUAACUCUUUCAGCCUCAGUUCCAGCACUGAAACCAGCUGAAUGCAUUGGCGGUUUCUGUCCAUCAGCAACACCAGCUCAGUACGCAAUGUUCUUUGGCGGGCUCUACCUCAUCGCCCUCGGCACUGGAGGCAUCAAACCAUGCGUCUCAUCCUUCGGUGCAGACCAGUUUGAUGACACUGACUCUCGUGAACGAGUUAGAAAAGCUUCCUUCUUCAACUGGUUCUACUUCUCCAUCAACAUUGGAGCACUAGUCUCUUCUAGUCUCCUUGUCUGGAUUCAAGAGAAUCGCGGGUGGGGUUUAGGUUUCGGUAUACCAACAGUGUUCAUGGGACUAGCCAUUGCAAGUUUCUUCUUUGGCACACCUCUUUACAGGUUUCAGAAACCUGGAGGCAGCCCUAUAACUCGAAUCUCCCAAGUCGUGGUCGCCUCGUUCCGUAAAUCAACUCUUAGAGUCCCUGAAGACGCAACGCUUCUAUAUGAAACGCAAGAUAAGAACUCUGCUAUUGCUGGAAGUCGAAAAAUCGAACAUACCGAUGAUUGCCAGUAUCUUGACAAAGCUGCUGUUAUCUCAGAAGAAGAAUCCAAGGCCGGAGACUUUACCAACUCGUGGAGGCUAUGUACCGUUACACAAGUCGAAGAACUCAAGAUUUUGAUAAGAAUGUUCCCUAUCUGGGCUUCAGGUAUCAUCUUCUCAGCUGUAUACGCACAAAUGUCUACAAUGUUUGUUCAACAAGGCCGUGCCAUGGACUGCAAAAUAGGAUCUUUCCAGCUUCCUCCAGCAGCACUGGGGACGUUUGACACAGCUAGUGUCAUCAUCUGGGUUCCACUUUACGACAGGUUCAUCGUCCCAUUAGCUAGACGGUUCACUGGAGUAGACAAGGGUUUCACUGAGAUACAGAGAAUGGGGGUAGGUCUGUUUGUCUCUGUUCUUUGUAUGGCAGCUGCAGCCAUUGUCGAGAUCAUACGGCUUCGUUUAGCCAAUGAGUUAGGACUAGUGGAUUCUGGAGCUCCUGUUCCUAUAUCUGUGUUAUGGCAGAUCCCACAGUACUUCAUCCUCGGUGCAGCGGAAGUGUUUUACUUCAUAGGGCAGCUUGAGUUUUUUUAUGACCAGUCUCCUGAUGCGAUGAGAAGUUUGUGCAGUGCUUUGGCUCUUUUGACUAAUGCUCUUGGGAACUACUUGAGUUCGUUGAUCCUCACGUUGGUGACUUACUUCACGACUAUGAAUGGUGGAGUAGGUUGGAUAUCGGAUAAUUUGAACACGGGUCAUCUUGAUUACUACUUCUGGCUUUUGGCUGGGCUUAGCCUUGUGAACAUGGCGGUUUACUUCUUCUCUGCGGCUAAGUAUAAGCAGAAGAAGGCUUCGUAGUGAUAAUGUUGUUUGUUUUAUCUCUCCUUUCAUUACAUACAAAGUUUGUUUCUUUUCAUGUGUAAAUUCUCCGUCUGUUUUUCAAGAACAGUUGUUGUGUAUUCGUUUCUUUCAUCAAAUUCCAAAAAGUUUC
Messenger RNA from Eruca vesicaria subsp. sativa (arugula), 1894 nucleotides. NCBI's taxonomy places the organism in Eukaryota, Viridiplantae, Streptophyta, Magnoliopsida, Brassicales, Brassicaceae. The record is from the annotation of a GenBank genome assembly.